Molecule: messenger RNA, 1344 nt
Organism: Suillus paluster
Lineage: Eukaryota; Fungi; Basidiomycota; Agaricomycetes; Boletales; Suillaceae
Exons: 1
Coding region: 1-1344 (447 amino acids)
Source: RefSeq, a predicted model, not a curated record
AUGACUUGGGCGAUUCUUGUCAUGCAGGCCAGAGAAUACCUGAAAUCAGAUCCAGUCCUGUGGAUCCCAUCUAAGAUCUGGUUCGAGCUUCUGAGGAGACGGGUACGGGAGAUUCAGAGGACCCAGAUAUCCAUCGUCAAAAAGAAUCCACCAAAUCUUGGCGUUCUCACUGGAGUGCUCAACCACAUGCUUCGCUCUACCACAUCAACUCCUAUCGUCUACGACUCUCAUGUCCGCGAAUCUCUUGCCCUCCUCGAGUACAGAAACAUCCUCGAAACCGCAGGAAUGUUUUUCUUGCAGGACUUCGAUAUCAAUAGCGACACCUGCCUGGAUGAGGUGCAGCAAAUUGAUGACGUGCAUGUACUGGCCCUCAUGGGCGUAAAUGCAAAGGCUCAAAGGGACCGGGCAGUGAGAAGAAUGGACGCAUGGCAAAGCACCGAGUCGGAACUGGAGGAUUAUCCUCUUGGUCGCACACCAACAUGGACUCGACUCAAGGCAGCCAUUGCCAACUCGCCUGCAAUGAUCAUGAGACCCUGGAUGUGGUCGCCCAGAUUAUCCGACACUCAACUCUCCGUCGGACGUUUGGUGGUCAUGUUCACCAGGCACAUGUGGUUGAUGCUCACGCCCGAAAUCUUCAAGGGCAUCAGACCCCAUCCAAACUCACUUCAGGAGGCCAUGAAGUGCUGGACGAUCACUAGCAUCGAUGACACUCUUGCUGCAGUCACAUUCGAAGCAUGCAAUGCCGGACUGCAUGACAGUAUGGGCAUCACUCCUGGUCGCAUGGGCCCGAAGUCGAGGCCCUUCCUGGACAGGUGCACUCUGUUCUUUCCCGACCCUGAUGCCGCCCAUAAGGACAAUACUCAGUGGUCUGGGCUGUGGGAGGGAGAUGGAUACAUCGCAGAAUUUCACAGGACGAUGAAGGCAAUGGAUGAGGAUCAGCAAGAGUUGCUGAAACAAGGAUUACGCGAGGUAUUUUCGGAUCUUCACUGUCUUCCUGCGAGCGGUGCAAGAGUGUGGAUGCAAAAGAACAAUGCCAUUGUGUUCAUGACUAAUCCCACAUUCUACAAGAUUGAUUGUAUUGGAAGGGGAGGCGAGAGUCAGAAGAGGGCCCCAAGAGCACGCCGCACGAUGAAGCUGAUCAAGGGUAAACGCAUAUUUGCAGCUGACCUCAUGGACUCUCAACCCUUUGACGCUGAUGGCAAUCUGCGGAGAAAGACAGAGAGACAGAAGCGGCGGGAAAUUCAGAAGAAAAUGACCAUGGCCAAGAAAAACAAGAGAGUCCCCCCUCCACCACGUUCACAGAGACCAUUUCCCAUGACCCCACUGGAAGAUAUUGCGGAAUGA